AUGGGAAGACAAAAAGAAAAGUUUUGGCAACAUGCUGAGCAACUUGAUAGUUCACAUUUCAAAUGCAAAUUUUGUGAAAAACAAGUUUAUGGAGGGGUCACUCGACUCAAGUAUCAUUUAGCUAAGGUUAGUGGUCAUGAUGUUGCCUCUUGUGAGAAAGUAUCAGAUGAUGUCCAAGCAAAAACUCUUCUUGUUAUUAAUUCUAAAUCAAGUAGCAAAAAGCGGAAGAGUUGUACCAGUGGUGAGAGUAUAGUUGGUUCUUCUCCUUUGACUCCUUUAACUAUAACUAGUCAAAGGCAGUCCACAAUGGAGGAAAUGAUCCCUAAGAUGGACAAAUCAACUUGGGAGAAAUCUCUUCGUGACCUUUUUAUUAAAAAUAACAUUUCUUUCAAUGUUGUUCAAUCGGAUGCUUUCAUCAAUUUUGUGAAGUGCACAACCCGUUAUGGUCCUAGUGUUCCUAUUCCAAGUAAUGGAACCCUUCGUGGAAGAAUAAUUCCUGAAGCAAGAAAGGACCUUGAAAAAUAUGCUGAAGAAUCAGAGGAGUGUUCUCAUGCUAGAUUGACUGCUUCUUAUAUAUUUGAUAUUCUUGACAGAGAGAUUCAAAGUAUUGGCCCAAAUUUAGUGGUUCAGCUAAUUUCAGACAAUGCAACCAAUUAUUCAAGUGCACUUGAUAUGCUUACUGGAAAGUAUCGUUGGUUGUUUAAGACUCGAUGUGCAGCCCAUGGUAUCAAUCUAAUAUUGAAGGAUAUCUAUGAAAAGUCAAUUGUUGAAGUGGAAGAGAAGCUUAGACUCCUAGUUGCAUCAGCUGAGUGGAGGAGUCUAAGAAAUUCGAGAUCUUUAAAAGCAGAUCGAGUAGUGGACACUAUUCAAAGGGAGUCGUUUUGGAAUGAUUCAAAAGAGAUUUUGAGAUUUAUGGAACCAAUCAUUCGAGUUCUCCGUUUGGUUGAUGGUGAUGGGGCUACAUCAGGGUAUUUGUAUGAAGCAAUAGAAAGAGCAAGAGAGGUAUUGGAGAAGCUUUAUGAGGAAGACUACCGGUAUGACCAAAUUUUGAAAAUCUUUGAUAAUAGAAGAGAUGAAAAUAUUUUGGGUAUCAUUCACUAUGCAGCUGCUGUUUUCAACCCCACUUAUUUUUUUAGUGAAAGAUUCAAAAAGAUUCCUAAAAUGAAAGAUGCAACAGAUUUCAUUGGUGAGAUAGUGGUUCCACAAGAUGAGAGGAGAGAAUAUUAUGGACAGCUGGCAGUAUACCACAUGAAGUCUAGCACUCUUUUUACUCCCGGUGCCAAGAUGAUGAUGGAAACUAGUCAUCCUCGGGUUUGGUGGCAUAUACAAGGUGAUGCUAUUCCUAUCUUACAGAAGUAUGCCAUUCAAAUAUUGAGCCAACCAUGUAGUUCUUCGGCUUGUGAGAGAAAUUGGAGUGCCUGGGAUGUAGCACAAACCAAAAAGAGGAAUAGAUUGUCACCAGUGAUGUUAGAUGAUUUAGUCUAUGUGAGAAUGAAUACGUUGAUGAUUGAAAAAAGGGGUGAACUUGAACAGAAAAACAUGUUACCCAUUAAUCUUGACAAUAUUAGUGUCAAUGAUUUUGAUCAGCGAAUUGAGGAUGUUGAUAAAGAGCUAGAGAGAUUGUUGGAUGAUGUGGAUGAUAGCAUUGCUGAAGACUUUCUAUUUGGUGCAAGUGCUAGUUUUACUGAGAGCGAGACUCAACCCCCAGAUAGUAUAUAA
Macadamia integrifolia is the source of this 1719-nucleotide messenger RNA. RefSeq lists its product as uncharacterized. The transcript has 4 exons. The record is from RefSeq and is a predicted model, not a curated record. NCBI's taxonomy places the organism in Eukaryota, Viridiplantae, Streptophyta, Magnoliopsida, Proteales, Proteaceae. The coding region runs from base 1 to 1719 and encodes 572 amino acids. Gene Ontology annotation, molecular function: DNA binding; protein dimerization activity.